Hyaloscypha bicolor E is the source of this 2219-nucleotide messenger RNA. RefSeq lists its product as uncharacterized. The transcript has 3 exons. The coding region runs from base 149 to 2014 and encodes 621 amino acids. The record is from RefSeq and is a predicted model, not a curated record. NCBI's taxonomy places the organism in Eukaryota, Fungi, Ascomycota, Leotiomycetes, Helotiales, Hyaloscyphaceae.
UCACCCCAUCCCACCCUAGGCAAAGAUACCGCCCGGUACCCCGCUCUCAGAUCACCGGCAUCAGGAACCGUACCUGAUAACAAGGGGCAACGUUACACACGAUGCGAAACAUCCGGAUCGCUGGCGAUUCGAGCGUUAAAUUACCGCCAUGUUAACCUCGUCGCGUUCUCGUUUGCGAUGGCAACACUUGCUGAAUUUGGUCGCCAUGAUUUGUGUGUUUGGUUUCGCUGUGUUUAUACUGAGUUAUGGCUUUGGUGUCGCCUCGCCGACUGUAGGCAUUGAGCAUACGGAGUCGAGUGGCAGCGCGACCCGGCAACUAGAUGUCCUCCAGGUUCAGGCACCAAUCAGGAAGAGUUAUGAAGGUACCAGCUGUCAACGGGUCAUAGUUCAGCAUAACUUUGCUGCGAGUUAUGGUACUCCAUUCGUUGGAACAUACUCACCCCCAAAGAACUGUGAGUUCACCACGACUAUCUUCAAUCUCUCAGUCACCUCAACCGGCAUCAACUAUGACCGACUUGGCCUCCUAUUCUUCGGUGACAUCGAGAUAUGGCGAACCACGACGGCGAUGCCAGUCAGAACCGGCAUCUUCUGGAACUUUCAAAAAGACAUGACUAUCUGGAACACUCUUCUUCGGUCCGAGCAAAAGGUCAUCAUGGAACUUGAUAAUCUUGACGAUUCCGUCUUCACGGGGGCCUACAAUGUCACAAUCACUGCCCUUUACUACAAUGAUCACGCCGCCAUAACUCCAGCGGAUAAGAUCUACCCCAUCUCAUCUCAGUCCUCCAGCAAGAAUCAAUCCUCCGUGCUCUCACUCCCGGUUCAGGAUGCAACUGCGACUUAUAUAUUUCCUAAAAAUAUGGAGAGAGCUGUAGUCAGCAUCCUCGCGUCUGGAAACGGUGCCGAGGAAUUCUGGUACAAACACGUCCCUACGGAGUAUGUCAAUACGUUCAGCAAUGCGAUCCGUCCAUACAGUUCUUUCAGAGAAGUUCAACUUCUCAUCGAUGGGCAACUUGCUGGUGUGAGCUGGCCAUUCCCAAUCAUUUUCACGGGAGGCAUCAGUCCAGGACUCUGGGUGCCAAUUGUUGGGAUCGAUACUUAUGAUGUUCCCAGUUUUGAGAUUGAUGUUACUCCUUUCUUGCUACUCUUGUGUGACGGAGAUCCGCAUACAUUUGAGCUGAAGGUUGUCGGCUACGACUCAAAGACAACAUUCGGGAAUGUGGCGGAGAAUUGGUAUGUGACAGCAUCGAUUUUCGUCUGGCUGGACAACAAGUCAGAGCAGACGAGGGGUUGGUUCAUCGAGUCCUCCACACCCCCUCCCACCUUCCACCUGACCCCUCAGAUUACCACCUCCGCUGAGACUAACACAAGCCUCUAUCUGGAGCUCACCGCCUACCGCACCCUCUCCCACACCAGCACGAUCAGAACUUCCUCUGGCAUGCGCAUGGUAACAUGGGUUCAAUCUCUCGCCUACACUAACACCCAAAACUACACCGGGGCCAACAACGACACCCUCUUCCAGCACACAUCGGGUACCUCCACCUUCUCUCCAACCUCGCAGUUGGCCGCACCAAUAACAAACACCUUCUCUUACCCAAUUUCUUUCUUCAUCGCGAACAUGCCUGCAGUCGAUCCAAUCGCUACCAACUCUUCCAUAUACGCAGAGCUAGAUCGCAGCAAAAUCUCAACAUCCAUCCCCAUCCUCCCCUACCUCACCUCCCCUUCAGUUCACCACACGUCAGCGACACUAGACACCCGGCAAAACGGCAGCUGUAUAUACUUCUGGAACGACACCUACUAUGAAUUCGCGGGCGCAAUAGAUCCUGCUAAAGGUUCAAUCGGGGCAACGGAGCAGUGGUUUUCAUUUACUGGGCCAGCGGUAGAUGGAGGAACGGAAAGGUACGGAAGGCACGUGAAGGCUGUGGAUGGAUAUGAGCCGGUUUUAGUGCUGGAUGAGAGUUACCCUGACACUAUCUGGGUGCCGGAGACUGAGAGAAUGGGAAAGGAGGAUCUUUGAAGUUUCUCGUACUCACAAGUUAAACCCAAUUAAAGGAGUUUCACGAGGAGUUUGGGCCAUACCAACGGCAAAGUCGCUGUCCAGAUGUGACAGUAAUCCCUGAAAUGCUACGCAAUGGUUGUUCGAAAGCUGCUCUUGUACUGUCGCCGUAUAUCGCGUACUGCAAAGCCUGGGCUCGAUCAUUAGCCUCAGAGGCCACAUUCGC